Molecule: messenger RNA, 1075 nt
Organism: Petromyzon marinus (sea lamprey)
Lineage: Eukaryota; Metazoa; Chordata; Hyperoartia; Petromyzontiformes; Petromyzontidae
Product: gamma-crystallin S-like
Biological process (GO): lens development in camera-type eye; visual perception
Molecular function (GO): structural constituent of eye lens
Source: RefSeq, a predicted model, not a curated record
CCCCAGGUGCGUGACGUCAUUUAUGGACGGCCCCUUAGUAGUAUACGCACCGAUUGAAAACGUUCAUCGUUAGGCACAUUGCUCUGUGUUAUGACGUUCAGCUAUAAGCAAAAAAAAAAGCAAGCACUCUUGUACGUGCACCCAUGGGUGUUUUGUCUCCGCGUCGUGCUGUGGGCAUUUGCACAUUUUUUUUUAAUUCAGGAAUCACGCACGUGCUGGCGUUUCUCGAUUCAGCGAUUUGAGCAAAACGACGGCCACGUUCGCUGACUCCACAGACACUGACCGCAGGGCUGUGUUGCAUUUUAGCAACAGGUCCCCGUGAUGGCGGUGGUGGUUGGACAAUGGUGAUGCUCUUUCAGCAAUUAACGAGUUUCGGUAUAAAUAGGGCGACAGUUGACAGAGUCAAACCAUUCUGGAUCUCCCUGUGUGCAGCAUCUACUCCACCAUGAAGAAGAUCGUCUUUUUCGAGGAGCGAGGCUUCCAAGGCCGCCGCUAUGAAUGCAUCCAGGACUGUCCCACCAUGAGCAUGCACAUGACGAGAUGCAACUCGAUCCGAGUGGAGGGAGGCGCCUGGGUGCUGUUCGAGCGACCGGACUACAAUGGUAGCAUGUACAUCUUGGAGCAGGGCGAAUAUUCCGACUCCCAGCGCAUGACGGGCCAAUGUGAGCGGAUCGGAUCCUGCAGGGCAAUCCGUGGCUACAACAGCGCUCGCAACCGGCUGAAGCUCUACCAGCAGGAUGACUUUGGAGGCCAGGAGGUGGAGCUCACCGACGACUGCUCGAACCUGCCGGACCGCUACCGGCAGCGCGAGGUGCGCUCCAUGCGCAUCUUGGACGGCGCCUGGGUGGCCUACGAGGAGCCCAACUACCACGGGCGCCAGUACCUGCUCGAGCAGGGCGAGUACCGCAGGUGCAGCGACUGGGGCGCCUCCAGCCCCGUGAUUCAGUCUAUCCGCGGCGUCAAGAGAUACUGAAGUCGCGCGGCGUGCAUUCGUCUCGGGCUCCGAGUUUUCCCGUGUGCGCGCGACGAAGCUGUGAACGCAACGUUUCGCGGAAAUAAAUGAACCUGAAUUGCA